AUGAAGUACGCGAUCGCUCUCCCGCUUCUUGCUACCACCGUUCUUGCGGCGCCUUUCUUGGAGGAGCGUCAAGAUAGCUGCACCAUUCCGGCCUCUUUCCCCAGCACGACGAACGCUAAAUUGCCCGACCCCUUCACCUUCUUCAGCGGGAAAAAGGUCGCCUCUCUCGCGGACUGGCAAUGCCGUCAGAAGGAACUUUCCGCUGCCAUUCAGGCACAAGAGCUGGGUACUAUGCCCCCUAAGCCUUCUAGCGUUACUGCGACUGGGUCGGGAACUUCCUUGUCCAUCACCUCGACUGAAGGAGGAAAGUCUGUUUCCUUCUCAGUUACGAUCAAGAAGCCAAGUGGAACAGGCCCGUUCCCAGCCAUCAUCGCAUUCGGCGGUGCCAGUAUCCCAAUUCCGGCCGGUGUCGCCACCAUCACCUUCAACAACGAUCAGGUCGGUUCUCAAGCGAGCUCGAGCAGCCGUGGACAGGGCAAAUUCUUCGAUCUGUAUGGAUCUGGUCACAGUGCUGGUGCGCUCACUGCUUGGGCAUGGGGUGUGGACCGCAUCAUCGAUGGUCUUGAGCUUGUCGAUACCGGCAUUGAUCCCAAGCGCGUUGGUGUUACGGGCUGCUCCCGAAAUGGAAAAGGCGCCAUGAUUGCUGGCGCUCUCGUUCCCCGUGUGGCCCUCACCAUUGCUCAGGAAUCUGGUUCUGGUGGUGCUGCUUGCUGGCGUAUCUCGGACUCGGAGAAAGCUGCUGGCAAGAAUAUUCAGACUUCUGGUGAAAUCAUCGGCGAGAACGUUUGGUUCUCCAAGAACUUCAACACCUUUGCGACCAAGUCGUCAACUCUUGCUACCGAUCAUCACGAACUCGCCGCUUUGAUCGCUCCCCGUGGCUUUAUCUCCAUCGAAAACGACAUUGACUGGCUCGGCCCUGUCAGCACCACGGCUUGCAUGAAGGUCGGCCGUAUGAUCUAUAAGGCGGUGGGUGCUGCAGACAAUAUGGGUUUCUCUCUUGUUGGUGGCCACUCUCAUUGCCAGUUCCCGUCCUCCCAAAACACCGAGCUCAACGCCUUCAUCGACAAGUUCUUGCUCGGCAAGAGCACGAGCACUGCCGGCGUGGAGAAGAGCAGCGCCAAUGCUGAUCCCGCCAAAUAUAUUGACUGGACCGCCCCAACACUCUCAUAG
This is a messenger RNA of Lindgomyces ingoldianus, 1170 nucleotides long. RefSeq lists its product as uncharacterized. Lineage: Eukaryota; Fungi; Ascomycota; Dothideomycetes; Pleosporales; Lindgomycetaceae. The transcript has a single exon. Bases 1 to 1170 code for a protein of 389 amino acids. The record is from RefSeq and is a predicted model, not a curated record.